Neodiprion virginianus is the source of this 5308-nucleotide messenger RNA. RefSeq lists its product as uncharacterized. The transcript is spliced from 13 exons. NCBI's taxonomy places the organism in Eukaryota, Metazoa, Arthropoda, Insecta, Hymenoptera, Diprionidae. The coding region runs from base 743 to 2578 and encodes 611 amino acids. The record is from RefSeq and is a predicted model, not a curated record.
UCGCUGUCAGAGUUGGAUAUGCAUUCGCGAGGGUCGGGUGUACGCAUUGUUGCGCCGUUUCGUUGAUCGCUGACCCGACGACGCCAUUGUUACCAAGCCCCUUCGAGGCGGCGCUCGUUUGUUUUUUAGUUGGAAGUACAGUGACAGUUGAAUAUCGGUGCGACAGCAUCCCUUCCUCGUCGGCUAUCACCGAGGGUGCUGAUUAAUUAUUACUCGGAUUUCAGCCGGCGUUCCGCCUUGGCGAGAGCAAAAACAAAAAGAAAUAAUAUAAAAAAAACGAGAAGGUUAGAAAAAGCAAAUCACCUCCGACAGGUGACACGCGAUAAAGGGGGGGAAAAAAGUGACUCGCAAAUUCGCCCGAGAUCCGGAUACUCGCUCAGCUCGGAUAUUCAAACGCUCUCCGCGAAACGUGGUGCUGCUCUACGUUUGUCAAAAAGUAUACCCGUUACGCGUAAUCUCAAUAUAUCCACCUGUGCGCGUGUCGGUUUCUUCGCCUCCUCGCGAUCUCUCUCCCUCCGUCGUUGAGUGUUUUUCGGUUUGUUUGUUCCUUUUUAUUUCACACGUCGUCCGUCCCCCCGCGUGAAUUACCUCAACGUAACGUCGUAGAAUCCGAGCGUCGAUUCGCGUCGACCGAGUCCCGAAAUCAAGUGUUUUUGGUGCUGUGGCGGUGCAUUAUGUGAAUGUGUUCCCCUCGGAGCUGCUGUGCUUCGCUCUACACACCGGCUAUCGAACGAAAUCAAACAUGCCAAGGAUGCAGGGAUCGGCGCAUCGUGAAGGGCAUCGCAGGGCCCCGGCGCAGAAGCUGCUGCUGUCGAUGCUACUGGCUGGUCUCCUACCCCUCGCAAACGGAUUAUGCGAGUUCCCAGCCAGUUGGAGCGGCCUUUGGUUUCAGACUGGUAAACCUGAACCAGUUUUCGUGAAUUCGACAAUACUGAACAACAGGACGUGUCACGAGAAUAGAAAUGACAUGUACAUCAUUCAUGAGGCGGAGGAGAACUGCUACCGCUGCAUGAUCAUCAACGAACGUCACGAGAACGUGAUACAAUUCCGAGAGGAAUUAUGGUGCAGGUCUCUGGCACCUCUGGAGGAGAUGUGCAACUCGAUAUCGUCGGACGAGAGCCUGAUCUCGAUGUUCCGACUGGAUUCGAGGCCGAUCGCCUGCCCUUUCACGGGGGCGCCAUUCAAGUUUUCGUACAGCCGAGGACUCGGGGAGUGUACGAAUCCAGUAAGCCACGCGGAAAGUUGUACGGACGAGAGUAAACUGUUGUUGAAGUAUCAGGCGUGUCCGGAUGUCGAGAGGACGGAAAGUAGCACGGAGGAGCUGCAGUGUUUGGCGACUUGGAAGGAUGGUAGGAAUAAAUAUUUGGUUGGCACGGUGAAAAGCGUCGGACGGAGUAUUAUUGCGUCUAACGAGGAUAUGUUCAGAUGCUUCCUCUACGAAAAAACUCCGCAUCACCAAGGAAAAGUGGUUUACGACCUAGCUCAAUCCGAGGAUGCAACUUGUAACGGAUUGACGUCCGUCGCUGAAGGAGCGCGGACCAUAAAACUGACCAAAGUGGAUAAGGGGCACAAUAGAUGUACGUAUCCGUCGUGGGUGACGCAGCAUCACGAUUGGCACUCGCUGAACGGAUCAAAGACUUAUCACUUCACAGCUAGAAAUGCAACGUUGAAAGUAAGAGCGCAGGACAACAACGACGACAGUUUUCACGAGGAAAAAAUAGUCUGUCAUAACUUGCAGAAAUUAUAUCCCAAUGACAAUAUGCAAGGAUACACCGUGAAGCUGGUUGCUCACAUAUCAAGCGGAUGUGACAGCGGAUACGUUUGCAUGAUGUUUCAUAAGAGGGACGGUCAUAUAAUUGAAAUUCAGCAAUCAGAUCACAAAGCAAUCAUGCCAGAAGAAGCCUGCGAGUCUUGGGAUCCUUCGACAAUGCCUUAUACAACGCUAGUUACAUCAAUGCUUCAUCAAAGAAAAUGUCCUCACCCGGGUAGAUACACCAUAAUUGAUUAUGGGUUGUCAGAAAUGCUGCCAUCGCCAUCGCGACGACAACGUCGUUCAAUGAAACCCAUGCGAACUGCUGAAAGACGGACUUGGCAAGAUGAGGGCGAAGAAGACGAGUGUAAAAAUGGAGCCGUUGAAAUCGGCUGCAGUUCUACUAGUCAGAAUGAAAUGAGCAUUGACAACUCUUGCGAAACAGAAAAAGAUGCGUUCCUGUGUCACGGCAGUUGGGAAGAAAAUGGAACAUGGUACACUAUCGCGUCGCUUAGAAACAGUAAGCUAACGUCGGGACAAGGCCAAACAUACUGUUUCUCAAUGCAAACGAGUGACGUUCCAUCAAAAAUGACGGGACGAGGCGGCAGCAGUGGAGAUCAUCACGAACAAGAGUUUCGGCUCUCCGCACGCUCUCAUACUUGCCAAAGAAGCUUAGCCGAGCAAUGGACUUACCGUCUGACCAGUCAAGGUGUCUGUGAAGAUUUGACCAAAGCAGCAUCCAGUACAGCUUCUUCGUCAUCGUUAUCGAGAGUAUCGUUGGUGUUGUCAGCAGGCGCUGCUUUGCUAUGUACUUUGCUCUCAAGAUGAUGUGCGGUGAUCCUAAAUAAUCCUUCUUUUUACAACUAAAUAUUACGUAAUCAACUUCUGAACAGAUAAUAAUAAAUUGUAAAACAACUAAAGCGGUCCUAAGACCAACAAGCUAAUUGAACAUUGUGUUUAUCAUACAUGAUACAAGUUCGGUGUUUUGUGACACCGGAAAACCUGUCGUGGUAUAAUAAUUCACAGUCGAUCUAUUGAAGAUUAUUCGAAGUAUUAAUGUGAGGCAGUAACAUAGGCAUGGCAUCUGCUUGUCUGAAACCAGUUCCCGUAAAACAAUGUUUGCAAUUGCAAAAUUUAAAUAAAUAUUUACACACUACUUUCGUUUAAAUGAUAAAUAGAAAUUGAAUAUUUCAAAUAACCUGUAAAUCUUAUACGAAACAAAAAAAAAGAGAGAAAAUACGGCAACUAAUUUUUACUAGCCUAAAAUACGUUGGGCAUAUGAAAAACAUACUAAUAAUAAUAAAUAAAUGAAAAAUUGUUGGUGUAUAUUCGAUCGCCAAGCCGCUGUAAAUAUGAUCAGGGUAUAAGUAAUCAAUAUUUUAUCUGGUUAAUUCGCGAGUGAAAAUUGAUAUAUGAAUUUAAGGUUUAAACUAUUAAAUUAGUUACUGAUUAUAUAAAUGACAAACGAAAAAACAGUUUUUAUUCUUUAGCUAGAUAUAAUAAUUUAAUAAAAAUUGUAUAAAGACUGUUAUUAAAAAUAUUUUAAAAGAAGUAUAUGCUGCCCUCUGGUACUUGGCAACUAGAUACGUGGAUUGGUGCGCGCAGUUUCAGUGAAAUGUUUCUUUUUUCAAGAUAUUCUUGAAAAACUAAAUUUCUAACAUUGCCAACUGAGCCAAAUGGCCUUAUUGACAAUGUUGCACUUUUGACAUGUGCUGUUUAUACGAAUUUCGAGGAGUGUACUGUACUUAUAAAAUACGCUGCUUUAGAAUUUGAUCACGAAAUUAUUGAAUAUACAACUAUUGUAUCGAUAAUAUGUCUAUUCAUAUCGAUAUCGUUGCACUUUCUGUAACCUGUGACAUUAUGUUAAUUUCUAUGUCCUAAAAUCAAAUAUUCAACAUCUAACUAUUCCUCUUCGAAUUGAGACACAAUCAGUUCUUUUUUGAAACUAAUAGCUACCUAAUAAUUUCGCAUAAUGGUGAAUAUUGAAAUAUAAAUCUGCGAUCAGACGAUAUCAUCGAGCUAUAUGCUACAUACAAUUAUCAUGCGAACAAAUAAAAAGAUAGCAGAGUGCAAUUAUAUGAUAUUCAAUAAUUCUGUGGCAUUUAUUGUAUAAAUCCAAGCAGCGCAGCCAAAAAUGUUGAUGUUAAACUAAAUCUAAACUACUUUUUUAAUAUGAACUGUACAUUUUUCUAUUGAUGCUCUGGAUUCCGAAAUUCUUAGUUCAUAAUUAUCAGUCAUCAAUAAUUACAAUGCGUUGAAAUCACAAUUGAAUGUUUUAAGUGGGUGACCAACUCAAAUUUCAAUAAAUGUAGGUAUUGAAUGUAUCUGUAAAUGCCUCCCUAAAUCGGUGCCCAAGCAGUUCCGAUUGUUAAAAAAUGAAAUUUUCGUGACCUUAUCCUACGAAGUUGUAAUUUGUCAUUACCAUUGUGAUUUUUUGAAACAUGGGAUUACUCGAAAAUAUUAUGUGUAUACCUCUAUGCUUUUGUAAAAUGAACCAAUCGUCGAUUUGACGGUAUUAUAUUCCAUAAUAAUUGUGACUGUAUACAUGAAACUGAGAAUAUCGGAGGACGAGCAUAAUGUAAAAUAAUUUGUGCCCAACUGGGAUGGAUAAUUUUAAGAUAUAUAAGGUAAGAAAUUUAAAUAAAUGAAAUAAAAUGAAGCAAACAAAUAUACAUGUAUCAGGAAUCAGUGAAGAACAAAGUGUUGAAAAGUGUAUGAAGUGCCACUGAAAGACGCUCCUUGAAAACUGAUUAACUAAUUAUUAAUUGAGAAUAAACCUAAACAAAAAGUAUAUAUAAAUAUAUACAUACAUACAUAUAUAUAUAUUUUCGUUUAUCACUGUGAUGAUUACAUAAUUCUAGUAAGUAAGACGAUUUGAGUGUUGUUUUUUCUUGCCACUGUAUAGUUAUGUAUAAUAAUUCAUUUUUUGGGGCUUUUGAAAAUCGUGUGGGCUUCUGCUUGCCUACCUUAUUACUUUGGAUAUAAUUAUGUAACUAAAUGACUAUGUAUUAUAAUAUUGUACGCCUAAGAUGUAAGAAACUCUGAGGCUAACGUCUAGUUAUAAGCAGAUGCAAUAUUCAACCAGUCACUCAACUUUUUACUUACAUAUUCGUUUCGUUAUCUUGAUCAAGAUAAGACACCGACCAUUACUAAUUGGACCAUACGAUAUCAUAGAUUUAUUCUUCACAACAAUGAAUCGAUCAUUUAGCAGCUUACAAUUAGCAUUAUUCAACUUACGUGAAUGACCGAAACUAUAUUACAUCUAGUAGUUCAUGAAACGAAAGAAAAUGCGCUAUUGAGAAGUACUUUUAUAUUUAUCACGACCAAACUCGUCUAUUUUCAUAAUGUACUAAAAAAUUACGACUUUUGUUAAAUGUAUGUUACCUAGCUCAGAUCUCGCAUCUGCUUUUACUGGACGUUAGACGUUUAAUUAACUAGUUUAUUACACAGUACCACUGUAAGUGCCAGUCAAUGCUGACUGCCACAAUAUGAGCUAGCAUCAUGUGUAAUGUUUAUUAUUAUAUUUUGAAUACGAAAUAUAUAUAUAUUGAAAAAAUC